Molecule: messenger RNA, 1700 nt
Organism: Hymenoscyphus albidus
Lineage: Eukaryota; Fungi; Ascomycota; Leotiomycetes; Helotiales; Helotiaceae
Source: the annotation of a GenBank genome assembly
CUCCCACAACCUUCCCUUCAACAACACCCCCUUCUCCUCCUCUUCCAUCCUUCCCAGAAACUGCGACAACCAGACAACCAUGGCUGACAUUGAUAUGCCACAAUACCAACAAACCGAGGAAGCUGAGCAGCCCCUCGUACUUCCUAACAUCCUCAACAAACACGCAGAUGUUGUUGGUGGUCUCGUCGAAGCAUAUUUGGACAAGCUGCAUCCAGUGUACGUAUUCAUCUCUCCACCUCGACUCAAUCUGUCAUCCUUUGACAACUAGCUUACCUCAAUUUUAGCAUGCCUUUCUUCCACACCCGAACUCUCAACACAGCAAUGAAAAAUCAGCUUCACAACACCAAUUUCCCUUUCGCUGUUUGCCUCCUCGCAUUAUGCACAUUGGUAGCUUCUCGUAUCAACGAUGGAGCAUUCGCACUCAAAAACUCUCUCGAUCCUAACCUGGCAGUGCUGUUUCUUAGUGUCAGCGAGCAAUACGACCCGCGUGACUUUCGUACGAUUGUUGGGGGAGACAGUUUAUUGAUCAUUGAAUGGAUGCGCGCUUGGGUUCUGCUGGCAUUGUAUGGUUUGCAAAUUGGCAGUUCAUAUGUGGUUCACAAAUAUCUGGGUUACUUCACCACCAUGGUAGCAUGCCAUCGUCUACAUGACGAACGCUAUUGGCCCUCAGUCUGGACACUUGUUGAAAUUGAAAUGGCAAGACGUCUGGUAAGCCCCCAUCAACUUUUGAUGUUUUUUACUUGUCGUCUAACAUUUGUACCAGAUCUGGGGUGCAUACAUGAUCGAGAUACAAUCAUCAGUCGUCUUUGGCUCGAUGCCACGUCUUCGAGGAAGACAAAUGCGCGUCUUUUUGCCAACCCAGGUUCGGAUCGAUGCAAUUAUCGGCGGAAAUGGUUACAGCACAAAAGUCGUGCCUGGCACUCCCCUCUCUUGGCUUAACCCUUGGAAUCGAACGGUUGAGAUCUAUAUCUUGAUGGAAGGGGCCGUAACAAUGAAACAACCCGUCGACCAGGCAGAAAUACAAAAGCUGCAGAAGGAAAUCGAGGCCCUUGAACGUAAAUGCCGAUAUGAGGAUCCUAGCCAUCUCGCUUAUGACACGGAGCUGGCCUACGCAAACUUUUACACGGCCCAAUUUAUGGUAGAUGUCUGGGCCAUGAAGGCCAGUCCACUGCCUGCUAAUAUCACGACUCUUCGGUUUUAUGUUGGAAGACUUCGUAAAAUGUCUACAGUGAGAUCGGCCUGUCUUUUCGCACCAAUUCUACCUCUCAUUGGCGGACUCGGCUCAAUUCUCGCAAAGAUGGUCCAAGGCAGUCACAAAUACACUGUAUGGUGCGAAAUAUCUAACCAAAUGUACGUUGUCAUCCCCUCCGCCCCAAUCAUCAUUGAAAUCUAACAUAUAUAAUAGCAUCAGCCUGGGAGAAAUCAUUGAAAUCCUGCCAAAAUCCAACAAUAGCCCUCUUAUGGGCAAGGCAGAUGCAAUCAAGGUUUUUGGUAGUGAAGCAUACAAGUGGUGCCAUAGCCAGUACUGGUUCCCGUGGAGAAAGCUGCCCGAAGGCAGUUUUGGGCAAAAACUUAAGGAUAAAUUGCCGCUGAACCGUGAUAAAGAUCCGAUUCUUAAAUUGCCGACUAAUAUGACUGAGGGAUUGGUUUGGCCUUUGGAGGUCUGUGAGGGAGCGAGAUUAAAUGAUUUCGAGUUUUAG